Clunio marinus is the source of this 1584-nucleotide messenger RNA. Lineage: Eukaryota; Metazoa; Arthropoda; Insecta; Diptera; Chironomidae. The record is from the annotation of a GenBank genome assembly.
CCCCUCUCUCGUCAGUAUAAUCCAAAAUAAUAUUAAGUUUCUUAUCAUUCUCUUGUAAACAUUGUUGCGUAUGCUUCUUUGAACCACAAGUUGAUUAAUCACCUAACUUUUCCACUACGUGACGUGUAAAUCUUCGUGAAAUCAAUGAAAGUUCAAUAAAAGCAGGAAAUUUCUUGAUUUUUUUUUUCUAUUUUAAAAAUAAACACAAAAAAUUGAAAGUAUACAAAUAGAUUAAUCACCUGCCGCUAUCAAACAGAAAAAAAAAUUAUAAAUUUUUAAGAAUGAGUGAAGUAAAUAAAAGUCAAGAGAUGCGUGCUUUAAUCUUAGUUGGUGGCUAUGGCACAAGAUUAAGGCCACUUACAUUGUCACGGCCAAAACCUUUGGUAGAAUUUGCAAACAAACCAAUUUUGUUACACCAAAUUGAAGCAUUAAAAGAAGCUGGUGUGAGAGAGGUGAUACUUGCUGUCUCAUAUAGAGCCGAACAAAUGGAAGCUGAACUGAAAGAAGAAACGAACAAACUUGGAGUGAAUUUAAUAUUUUCGCAUGAACAAGAACCACUAGGAACAGCUGGGCCAUUAGCGCUUGCUAAGAAUAUUCUUUCCACCAGCUCUGAGCCUUUCUUUGUUUUAAAUUCUGAUGUCAUUUGUGACUUUCCUUUUCAAGAACUUGAGAAGUUUCAUCGUCAUCAUGGCAAAGAAGGUACAAUUGUUGUCACAAAAGUAGAGGAACCAUCAAAAUACGGGGUUGUUUUAUACAAAGAUGAUGGAUGCAUUGAUAAUUUUAUUGAGAAACCUCAAGAAUUUGUCAGUAAUAAAAUCAACGCCGGAUUAUACAUAUUUAAUCCAUCUGUUCUAUCUAGAAUUGAGCUUAAACCUACUUCAAUUGAAAAAGAAGUUUUUCCUUUAAUGUCAAGAGACAAACAACUUUAUGCAUUCGAACUUGCGGGAUUCUGGAUGGACAUUGGUCAACCAAAAGAUUUUCUUACUGGAAUGUGCUUGUACUUGAAUUCACUCAAACAGAAACACCCAGUUCAACUUUAUGAUGGAGAUGGUGUUGUUGGUAAUGUUUUGAUAGAUCCAACAGCCAGAGUUGGUAAAGGAUGCAGAAUCGGACCAAAUGUUACUAUCGGUCCUGAUGUUCUUAUCGAAGACGGUGUUUGCAUCAAACGUUGCACAAUUUUAAAAGGUGCUAUAAUUAAAUCACAUUCAUGGCUUAGUUCAUGUAUCAUCGGUUGGAGAUGUAUUGUAGGACGUUGGGUAAGACUUGAAGGAAUCACUGUGCUUGGAGAAGAUGUCAUUGUAAAAGAUGAAGUUUUUGUUAACGGUGGACAAGUUUUGCCACACAAAAGCAUUUCCGAAAGUGUUCCGGAACCAUCAAUCAUCAUGUAAUAGAAAAUAUAUUUUAACCACAUAUUUUGGAAUUAUUUUUAUGUUUUAUAUAUAAAUUUUUAAGCGUUUUGUGAAAGCAAAAACUCAAAUUUAUCUAGAAUGUUUGUAUACAAAAAAAAAGAAAAGUGCAUUCCCAAAUAAAAUUUUCAGAAUUCUUCUGAAAGUAUGAAUAUAGGUAGAACUUCUUGAACCUCCC